This is a messenger RNA of Vicugna pacos (alpaca), 3150 nucleotides long. The record is from RefSeq and is a predicted model, not a curated record. Lineage: Eukaryota; Metazoa; Chordata; Mammalia; Artiodactyla; Camelidae.
CGGCGCUGAUUAGCGAAUCUGGAAUCGCCUGAUGAAAGCCCACUUGUGAUUCGCUCUAAGUAGACUAAAGCCCCUGUGGGCUGAAACAGGCCGGACUGAGAGGUGUCAAGAUCUCUGUGCCUUGGGUCUGAGACCUCAUCUGUCCAGGAGAGGACCACUCCUGAGAUACGAUCCUGUCACUCCUUCACUUGACUUCUGUGGACUUGCCAGCACUGCUUCAUUUAUUCAUCCAACAAAUAUUUAUUGCUGAUAAUCUCUGUGGAAAUAACUGGGGAGAUCUGUAGUGAGCAAGACAGAGGUCUCUGCCCUCUUGGAGUUUACCAUUCUAGCUGGAGAGACAAAGGACUGAGGAGUUUGCCUCCUUUUAAGAAUAAAAAAUCAACAAAAGAGUGGGCCAUUUCUGUCUCGUGACUGUCCAGUGAGUCACAGCUCACACCACAGACUUAAUCUGAGAGGCCCCUGGGACUCUUGGGUCCCGACGCCUCUUACAGCCCUUGGAAAGUCCAACUUCUGGGUUGUGGGAAGACAAACCAGAACUCAGAUGCCAAACCUGAACUGACCCACACGGAGCAGAAAGCCACUGCUCAGUCCUCACCAAGGAGAAAGGAGACCCAGGAGCGUGCCGAAGUCGGACGGUACCCGGGACAGCUCAUCACACCGGUCACCUGCCUGUCUCCACGCAUGGCCGGCACCGUGCUGGGCGUGGGGGCCGGCGUGUUCCUCCUCGCCCUGCUCUGGGUGUCGGUGCUGCUGCUGUGUGUGCUGUUGUCCAGAGCCUCCGGGGUAGCUAGGUUCUCUGUCAUUUUCGUGUUCCUCGGGGCUCUGAUUGUCACCGCUGUCCUGUUGCUCUUACCCCGAGCCAGCGAAUUCCCAGCCCCCAAGGCUGAGAUGAAGAUUGUGGAUGCCUUUUUCAUCGGCCGCUAUGUCCUGCUGGCUUUCCUCACUGUUGUCUUCCUUGGAAGCCUCUUCUUGGUGCUAAUCCAUCACAUCCUGGAACCAAUCUAUGCCAAACCACUGCGGUCCUACUGAGCACCCUUCAGGAAAACCAGACCCUGUCCUCUCCCUCACUUUGAUGUCACUGAUGAGCAGAAAGACACUGUUCAGAGCCUUGUUUUGACAGCCUUCAUACCUUAAGAUCAGAGGAACAUCCAUCCAUCACUAAGACAAACCCUGUGAGUCCUGGCUUGCAGAAACGGUUGCAAAGUUGCCCCUGGGGAGAGAGUCGCACCAGUUCAGGAGGGAUAUUGCUGUCUUCUUAGCCCCGGUACCUCAGGUUUUCAAUCUCUUUUGAAAGGGAAACAGCAACAGUGAUUUGCUUAGAGCAGAUUUUCAAUCAAGACAUCAGUAAGUGAAUUUGGGGGAAAGGAGCACUUUGGCUUCUGCUGUCCAGUAGAUGGAAAAACCUGGUCCUUUUUGAUAACAUGUAAAAUUCUUAGUUACAAGGUCAAGAUCAUUUGAAAGGGAUAGGCACCAAAGUUCGAAAGGUAAUUUUCACGUGAUGACCCGGAAAUGUUCAAGUGUCGGUUAGGACCACUCUGCAUAUCACGACUCAGGGCUCUACAAGGGUAAUGGUGUCCCUUCCUUCUGCUCCCAAGAAAGUCAGCAGCAGCCAGAAGACUGACUUCCACCCCAAACUCCUGGCCACAGCUUUCUGAAUCUACUGUUUCUAUGUUUGGGGUUUACUCGGGGAUUAGAGGCAGGAUAUGGAGAUGUCGGUGGUUUGUCUUGCUGCUCUGUCUCUCUGGAUUCUUUUUCUUCCAGGAUUCAGUAGCCUUUGUUGCCUUAUUUAGUUACUAUAAGAGCCCAUUUGGGGUAACUGUCUUCUCUUUCAUCUUUGUAGCUCUUUCUCCAAAGCUGGUGAGGAAUGUCUGUUCCUAGGAUCAGAUAUACCUUAUACUUUACACCUAAGCCCCUAGCUGAAGUGAAAUGUGUCAUUACACGGAGUGGCUCUGGGCUGGUUCCACUUUGGAAGUCUCAUCCCGGCUCCCGAGAGCUGUUUAAAGAAGGAUCUUCUGGCUUAAAAUGAAAAGCCAGAAAAAAAAUUGGAAAAAGGACUUUGAUUGAGGACAUGCUAUGUGCCAGUAGUACACUAGUCUAUUUUUUUUAAUUUUUGUCACCAAUGUAAAUGACAGACUUGUGUGUUAAGAACAGUAAUGCAUUUCAUACAAAGGGUAGUUUAGCCCGACCUGCCUUCUGUUGGCCCCAUAACUACCAGCAGAGGUGAAACGGAUGCUAGGUUACUUUCUGCCUUCAUACUCGAAGUCCCCACAGGGUUGGGAUAAGAAGUAGAAUGCUGGGAGGCCCAACAUGAAUUUCACUGAGUUCUACAUGGGGCGCCCCGAUAACCAGUGCCGAAUAUGGCCCCCCUUGUUUUCACGGCCUUCCUGGGGGCGAGGCUUAGAGGGCAUCCCUUAAACACGAACCACCUCAUUCAUGGUUCUUUGAGCAAUGGUCUUGGAGCAGGUUGUGCAACCCAGAGGGGAUCCCAUGACAGACUGUGAUGAUCCCACUGUUGGGAAGUGGGGGAGGGAGGGUGAAUCAGGGUUUUUAUAUAAGAAAACAGGUUAUUUCAUAGCCUCUUAAAACUGUGUCCUGACAAAAACUAAAUUAGCAGGAGGCCACCCUAUCCCCACAAUGGAGAUGUUCGUCUGAUCCACUAGGUGGCGCUGUGUGUUACGCUUUAGAAGUCUCAAGCCACCAAAACACACUAGGUUAAUUUUUUGAGUUCCUUGUGUUUCUCGCUUAUAAAAUAGAAGUAAAGCUAACAUUUUUUGCUGAUGCACGGGAUCUGAUAUUUCAUCUAAAAAUUAAUCAAACUUACUGUAAGAUGCUCAGUUAUCAGGGAGUGCUCAGCCAUUCAUCCACACUGCACAGAGCAGGUGUCACCAUUCACUCAGCAUCCACUGUGUGCCUCCUGGGGGUAAAGCAUGGUUCUGCUGCAGUAAAUCAGCCCAAGGAUGAGACUCUGAGGAAUCUAGGCUGUCUUCUUCACUCCCACCCUGGGAGAAGGGCAUCCAAAUCAUUUAACAGUAUUUUAAUUCUUUAAGAAUUUUUUAUAUUUUUAUUGAACUGCAGUUGAUUUACAGUGUUAGUUUCAGGUGUCCAGCAAAGCGAUUCAGCUAUACAUAUACAUACAAUUAUAUUUUCUUC